Messenger RNA from Lactuca saligna, 504 nucleotides. NCBI's taxonomy places the organism in Eukaryota, Viridiplantae, Streptophyta, Magnoliopsida, Asterales, Asteraceae. The record is from the annotation of a GenBank genome assembly.
AUGGUAUUUUCAGAUUUCAAUACCCUCCUUGAAAAGCUCACAAAGAAGAUCAACUGCAAGGAUGUUUACUACUGUCUUCCACAUGAAAGGUUGAGUGAAGGGUUAGGAGUAAUUCAUAAUGAAGGAUAUUACAGAGAGUUCCUUAAGGUUGGUAAUGGAAGCCAAGAAAAAAGAAUUAAUGUGUACAUUGAUCAGUACAGUGAACCCAUUUUCAAUUGGAUUGGGGCGGAGAAUCCUGAUAUAUAUGAUUCGGUUAUAGAGGAUGAAGAUGAAGUUAAUGAUUCCACAUUUCCGGAUGCGAUAUUACCUGACUAUGAAGAGAAUGAGGUGGUUUCAAGUAAGAAACCACUUGAUGAUUCAUUUCUUAAUGCCCUUUGUCACAAAAAGAAAUCGGAAGAUGGUUCCGAAACAGAUGCAACAGACGAAGAAGUUGAUGUGAAACCAAUGUAUCCUGUCCAUGAUCCAAACCAAAAUUGGAAAAAGAUGGUUCCUAUACUAGUAUGA